AUGGGCGUCUUGCACAAGAUUGGCAGUGGCGAGGGCGAGUAUGCUGAGUACACCUCCUGGCUGCAGCAGCUUGCAGGAACUGAGGGUGCAGGCUUAACCGUUCAGCAGAUGCUGCCAGCUCCAAACCAACAUGGCGAGAUGCCAGCUUGGGCGCUGCCGGGUUGUCCGGAUGCAACGAUCGGGUUUCGAAGUGUCGGGGCAGCUGCGUUGAAGGAGAAGAUCCAGAAUCUAUGCUUGGCCCAGACGUGGCGGGCCUGGGAUACGUUAGAGACCUGCAGCCUAGAGGAAGACCCCGAGAUCACCGGAUUCUGGAAAGGCCACCACCGGAUCUGUGCACUUCACGUGGUGGGCUGGUAUUGCUAUACCCAUGUCCGGGAUCGGUGCCCGGAUUGGCUGCGUGCUAUGCUGGCUCAUGCGCCUGUCCAUUACCAUGGCAGGCAUCCACGGUUCAUGCUGGUCCUGGAAGGCGCAACGCGCACGGCAGCGCUGCAGGAGUCGCUGAAGCUGCACUGGAUUAGCAUCGUGCGCGCCAUCCGGCAGAUUGGUGACGUUGAGCAAAGCGCCAGGGAGAUGAUGAACGCCAUCAAAGCUCAGUGGCCCGAGCUGUACAAGAAAGUGACGGAUUGGCAGACCAUCAAUAAAGUUCUUACGCGUGUUCCGGACACGGUGGUGGUCGAGGUCGAACUGCGGAGCCUCGUUGAAAUGUUUGUUGGCUUUCAUGUAUAG
Messenger RNA from Symbiodinium sp. CCMP2592, 726 nucleotides. The record is from the annotation of a GenBank genome assembly. Lineage: Eukaryota; Dinophyceae; Suessiales; Symbiodiniaceae.